Molecule: messenger RNA, 1448 nt
Organism: Moneuplotes crassus
Lineage: Eukaryota; Ciliophora; Spirotrichea; Euplotida; Euplotidae
Source: the annotation of a GenBank genome assembly
UUUGCCAUUGAGUUAUAAAAAUUAAUUAUAAUGGAUUAGAUAAAUCAGGAUCUAGUAUUCCAACGGAGAAGUGGCAUCACUUUGUCGCCACUUGAUGUCACUUUGUCUUUAAGAAAGGUCGAUUUUCCAAUAAAAUAUCAGGACUUCAAACAGGAUUUUUUCCUGAAAAAUUCCAAUUAGAAUUUACGGAAUUCUUGCUUUUGAACACAGAGAUCAGUCUUUCUUUAGCUUGCAUGACACCUCUUCUAUCGAAAGGUGUCAAAGUCAGUUUAGAAAUUAUAUUUUUCUUCUAUGUAAAAAGUUAUCUAUGAUAGGAACCAAACUGAGGCUUGUAAGCCUUGAUGAAUCACAGCCUUUUGGAUAUUGGAGAAAAUAUAAAUAGCAUUAGAUAUAUCCAGAAAUAUCUUUGUGUGAAGGAAAAGGCAUCUACAUGAAGGGAUUUGUAAUCAUCCAAAAGUCUUUCCUUGCUUUCUUGGAUCAUUUACGGCACCAUCAAAACUUUUACAGCCAGUAGGAUAGAAUUUAUCCCUAGGCUAGUAUUAUUAACUUGCUUAUUUAAGCAUAAUUUGAUCCAGACGACUCAAUUUUAUUCAACGAUGAUCUUAAAAACGGGGGUUAUACUAUUGGCUAUCUUACGGAAUCUUCAUAUAUCUGCUUUAUUCUUGAUUUAACCCAUAUCAUUAUAAAUUCUAUGGCGUGAAGAUCUGGAGAAAGAUUGUUCUGUUUAAUCCCUUACAAUGGUACCUGCUUAUCAUCAAUCUCUUAAUCAUUAUUGUUGUUCAGUAUAUUUUCAUCAUAAUCAUUUGUCCUUUUCUAUGAAUCUUGGUUUUCCUCAGACGGAUAAAGAAGCAAUGGAUUGAGACUGAUGCUUCUGAAUGUGACCAACAGGACAUAAAUGAACAUGCUCAAAGCAGGGAAGAUUUAAGGGAGCCGGUUCGAUUUAAUGAAGAAAGAAAAGAGACCCAAAUUAUACCAGUAGUCCUUGAAGAGGAAGGAGUUUUUCCUCCUGUCCAAAUGAAUAAUAUUAAGGAUCCAUCGAAGCGUAGAAGAAAAGCUGACGGGAAUCAAUGUUUUAUGAAUCAGAUGGAUAUGUUCAGAAGGAAUCUCGAAGAAAUAAGAAGAAGGGAAGAAAACAAUAUGAAAAAUAGUGAUGAGGAAUCAUACGACUGAAGAGAUAGUAUUACAUAUGAUAGGAAGUCGAUCCAGAACAUGUUACAAGAAGAUAUUGAUGCUUUAAAAAAGACUGGAUUAAAAUGCUCAAUUUGAUUGGAGGAAAUGGAAAAAGAUCACAGAUUCUUUGCUCUCUCAUGAGCACAUUUAUUUCAUAAAGAAUGAAUUCAGAAUUGGUUUGAUAGAGGGCACCGUACUUGUCCAAAUUGUAAACACAAACAUUAAUCCCAAAACCUGGCUACGUAUCCCUAUUGCUACUCCUUCACCUUAUUUAAUCU